ACAUGAUGUUGAAGUGAUCUCGAUCGUAUAAUAUAGGACUAACUGUUGGUUGUAAUAUUGUGUAUGUGUAGUAGCCCUUCCGGGUAUUGAUUGAAUUAAGCUCCUACAUCAACUUCUAAAUCAAGAUCAUCAAUGUCAUCCGCUUUGCAGAAAAGUCUUCUUGUUCUUGAUCUCCUUUUGAUCCUUGCUCUUCAAACAUCUGAUGGGCAAUAUGUGGAAUGGUGCAUAGCUGACGAGCAGACCCCAGAUGACGAGCUGCAGACGGCGCUGGACUGGGCUUGUGGAAAAGGAGGUGCAGACUGCAGCAAAAUACAAGCAGCACACCAGCCUUGUUUCUUACCAAAUACAAUAAGGGACCAUGCCUCUUUUGCGUUCAACAACUAUUACCAGAAGUUCAAGAACAAAGGAGCUACUUGCUAUUUCAACGCUGCUGCAAUGAUCACAGAUCUUGACCCAAGUCAUAAUUCGUGCAAGUUUGAGUAUCUACGAUGAAUGAUCAAAUUAAAGCAUCGAAAAUUUGCGGUGAUUCAUAAUAUAAUUAAUAUAUAAUAAUAU
Juglans regia (Persian walnut) is the source of this 555-nucleotide messenger RNA. Its product is annotated as PLASMODESMATA CALLOSE-BINDING PROTEIN 5-like. The transcript is spliced from 3 exons. The record is from RefSeq and is a predicted model, not a curated record. Lineage: Eukaryota; Viridiplantae; Streptophyta; Magnoliopsida; Fagales; Juglandaceae. The coding region runs from base 133 to 492 and encodes 119 amino acids.